ACAGCCGCUCGGGGAAGAAAGGAUGCACUGGCGGGAGGGGCGCGCGGAAGAGGAGCGUAGAGUGAUCCUCAGUUGAAGCAGAGCAGGACCUAACAACAGCGGGGAAAAAAAGCCCACGAAAAAGAAGUGCGGUCACGAGGGGUAGGCGAAUAUCGCUUGCAUUUCUCGAUAAAGCCGCGCCCACAGCAGAAGCACUUGGCUGAACUUCCACACGAUGGAUGAUCCGGGUAACGGAAAAUUGCAAGAUCAAAACGAAGUCCAACUGCUGGUCUACCAGCGGGCCCCCCUUGCCGGUCUGGAUGAAGACGAUCAACCACCUCCAACACCACCCCCACCUCUGCCUCCACCUAGCGCUCCAAUAGGACCUCCGCCGCCCAGGCCUGCAGAGGGGCCGAAGGUCCAAACAGCAACCCAGCGCGACGAAGAAUCUGCGAAGUUCAUGGAAGAUUGCUCUAGACCGCGGCCGACGAAAGGCACCGCUCAUCUACUGAGCAGUCUGUACGCCAAGAUGAUGUUGUCCGCAGUCUUCGUGCUCCUCCUCACAGAGAUCCUGCCCAACGGACGACCACUCCUCUUCUUCCACGGAUACCUCUUCUCCUGGGUGCUGGGUGCGGGACUGCUCUGCUUACUGUGCAUUUACGUGGGAGUAAUUGCACAGCGCUGUCCCGGCAUGGAAGAAAUCCAUGAGAUGGAAGUCACAGCCCCAACAUACAGAUCUCUAUUACCUCAAAUCAGUGUUUUCUUCAGGGUUGGCUUCUUUGUGUUCGGCCUCGGCACGCUGAUCGGGGUGGGUCUGGGUGCGGCCACUCUCUUCACUCUGGAGCAGCCAUGUGUGGACCAGAUCAACUGGUUGCAACCAUUAUUGCUGGCCGCCUUCACGUUGCUGCAGACGCACGUCCUCUGCCUCAAUUCACAGAGAUCCAUUGGCUGUUUGGGCUGGUGCAGGCAUCCCGUGCUGAUGCACCUCUGCGCCGCUAACUUGGCUCUCUGGCUCCGCAUGUUCAUUUGGGACGGUGCAGAGAUGUGGCUGAAACACACGCACACUUUCGAUCCCAACCCUACUGCUCACACCUUCAAAAACGGACACCAUUCUAUUCAUGUUUCAAGUGACUGCACAUGGCAAGUGCAAACUCCAGAUGUUGUGGAAGACUUGCUACGCUUGCGUAAUUGCUAUCGAAACUCGACCCUCGGUGUCAUCUGGGCAGAAGCCCGACCUUUCAUCAAGCCUUUCGUCUUCCAGUACUGCAUAGCCGCCGCAGUACUCCAGUACGCUCUCUGGAAGAUUCCGCCACCCAAGAGCCACUCCCAGUCCUUUCACCAGGUACAACCACAGCAACGGAUGGAUUGUAGAGGUUCCAGCAAAGGUUUGUUUCUGGGUCUGCUGGUACUAGCUGUUGGAAUCGUCGCAUUGAUACUCUACUUCGUUCUCGCCCAUAACCCUGGUCUCAAGCAGGAGACUGUCUUGGUUCUGGUCUGCACGCACUCUGGUCUUCUACUCCUGGCCCUGUUAGCAAGUCUGUUUGGAUUUUGCAGAGUGGCUGGUAUGUGCACUCGCACUAACCGAGACUCGUGCGCAACUCUCCACCAAAUACUUCAAACCAUUGGAAUAUGUGCCCUCUUUGUUCAAAGUGGAUGCACACUAGUGGCCGCUUCGCAGGAUGGUAAUCUGGCGUCGAUGAGCAGCCAAUCGGCCCUCUCGAUCCUUUCGCAGGGUGGGAGCGUUUUGAUUGCAAUGACGGACGCCAUUCUAUGCAUCGUCCACGCCUUGAUACAAUCGAUUCUGUUCCACCGACUGGGGCAGAAACAAUGCUCUUCAGAAUGUCCUCAUGAGAAUUCUCGUCCCGGUCGUCAAGUUAUCACGUUCCUGGCCUUUUGUAAUCUAGUUCUCUGGGUGACAGAUACAUUUGCUGGUGGAAGAGAUCAAGCAGUAUCGCAGUUGCAAUUACAAUCAUUCGGAAUUCUUCCAUGGAAAUUAAUCACCCAGUUGACAGUGCCAUUGGUCAUGUUAUAUAGGUUUCAAUCGACUGUUUACCUGUUCGAAGCUUGGCAUUUUGGGUUUGGUGGCAUUUCGAAGUAAAUAUCUAGAAAUGUUUUCCAAGGAACUGUUGUAUAGUUAGAGGAUAUUUUUGGUACAGUCAAUGUCAAUCUUUUCUUCAAUGUAAAAUAAUUCGGAUUUUAGUAUAUUCUUAUACUCUUUCUAAACAAUGGUGUUCAAUUCUUUGCCUUUCUCUCUCAAGCUAUGCCAUUCGCAGACAUGAAUACUCACAAAAAUACGAUAGGCAAAAGCAAACGUAACAGCUUUUCCUCUUUUUUUGCCUCAAUUGUUGGAAAUUCAGAGAACUUUCUGAAUAACCGAAGACUGUGAAACUCGAUCAUAAACUUCUAGUUGAGCAUUUCAUUCAUAUGAAACAAUAUUGUUACAUCCAAUUUCAUCUAUAACUUAGACUGUCAUUUUUCAUUUUAUGACUUAUAUUGACGAAAUCCCUGACUGUCACAAGACUACUACCUUCAGUUCUCUAUUAGCUAUUACUCAAUAGCUAUCAAUCGUAUUAUUUCUGACACUUAAGGCAGAAAUGAUAUUUUCUUUUAAUCAUGGAUGCUUCUGACUUUUUUUCUGAUCAGAAGUAAUAGCCCUGACUAUUUCAUAUGCCGAAGUUCUGGCAUUCAGAGACAACUAUGAGAAACGGCGGUACCUUCAGGGAGCAGGAAAACAUCAGAAUUGUGAUAACAAUAAGCAGUAUCAAAAACAUAACAUCUUCAGAAGCUCUAGUUAUUAAUCUCAGAAGUGUUAACAUCUUGAAGGAGUAGAAAAAAUAUUAUAAUAGUGCCUUUACAACUUUAGAACUUUAAAUGCAUUCAAGGUAUAUGUUUCAUGUUCCAAUGGUAAUAAAGUCACUCCAGUAAUGAAUGAUUGAUAUGGCAUUCAUUACUUGCUCAAACUUCAUUUGGAAGGAACAUGCAUCAAAUGUUUAUUCAAGUCAAUAUAUUUCUUUGAUUAACACACGAACAUAUGCAGGCUGUUCAAACGGCCCACAAAAUGUUUCAUAAAUCGACAGUUCUGAAGCUGUGUAAGAUUUCACUGCCAAUUUUAAUUUUUGAGUUUUGCAAUUUUUUCUUAUAAAUAGCAUUUUUUGAAUCUUGGAUAAACAUUUAUUCAUUCAUCAUUUCGUAAAAAAAAAAAAAAAAUCUUAUAUAAUCUAUCGAAUGCGCAUAUUUCUUAUACUAACUUUUGAAACUUCUUGAUCCGCGGUGCUGGUGGAAACGAAACGUCUGUAUCGGUGCAUCACAUUUGAAAAAGAAAUAGACUCGUUCUGAUUUGAUUUGCAACUCUGCUUCCUUUUCGUUUCAUCACAAUGCAGAAAAAAAAAAAUAGAGAUACUUUCAGACAUUCAUUGGUGAAUACUGAAUUCUUAAUACUGUUCAAUCUGUACUAUACUUCGUUUCCACAAGAACCUUGCAUAAAGGGCUACUUUAUAAAGUAAUCUUAAAAAGGGAGGACUAAUAAAAGCAGUAAAAUAUUGUGACACUAUUCUUCAUUAGUUUCUUUAAUUAAAAGAAAUAAAAAGUGUAUGCCAAAGUUUCAUAAAUAGUUUUCCGCGUUGGAAAAUAAAUGUCAAAACCGAAAAUUAUUUAGUAAAAAAAAAUUAAAUUUUAAAGGUUUCUUGGGGGAAAAAAAUGUUUUUUUUUUUUUUUUUUUUUUGCCUACUUUUGCUUACAAAAAUUUCGAAAUUUGUAAAAAAAAUGGGGAAUGCAUUACAGUAUUGAAAAUAUUUUUUUAAUAUUAUUCAUCGACUUAUCGUAAUGCUUAAACGGCUGUACAGUUAUUUAUGUUAUAAAAAAAAUACUUUUUCAAAUUUUGUUGAGCGAAUUACUGGCCCAGAUAAUUAAUAAUACUCUUAAUACCUAUUAAUAUUCAUAUACUAAUUAUAUUUAGCCUAAUUCCAAUUUGUAGGACAAUACCUUAAAAUCUUGGAUGCCUGAAAGUGACUACCACUUUUGGAAGUACUCCUGAAUUGGUAAUUGCAACACUGGAUAAAUGACUAUUGAAGAAUCUGAUAUUCGUUGCAUUAUGAAUGCAAUACCCAUUCUUCUGCAAAAGAAGUGGAUGAGUGAGCAUGUUGUCGGAAAAUAAAAUGCUCACUGCUACAUAACAAAUCUGAAUCAGUAAUUUAUGCCUAAAUAGAGCAAUAUUUUUCCGUGCAUUCUUACGCGGCAACCAUUUAUCUCGGAGUGUUGUUGUAGCAUCAUCUGAGAAUAGAUGAAGAACAUCAAAGGAAUGCCAUUAGUAUAAGGACAAGGUGAUUCAGGAGUCUGGGUUAGGUUUAAAGUCAAAUUGCAAAUGAGUGAUUACUGAAAUAUACAAAUUGUCGAAGCAGCAUCCUUUCAAUGCAUCCUUUUUUUUUAAUACCAGCGCCAUCUAUCUUCAGUUAUUUUAGAUUUAUUGGUUUCUAAAUGAAUCCCAGCUUCAUUGUCGAAAUAAAUAUGCGAUUUUAUUUAAAAAGAAUAAUUAUUAACAUAAUUAUGAAGCAAUUAUAUUUUAAUUAAGUGUCUGUUAGUUGUUGUAGAUCUCUUAAUUAAAUAAUUUUCAUUUAAAGACUCUUACACACUAACUGAGAAAAAUACUGGAGCUUAUCAAAUGUUUCACCUUCUGCAAAUAAAAUGAUUACAGACCAAUAUGUGUUUGUUUAUAACAAAUUUAAUGAGAAGAGUAUUCUUCUUUGUCUUUUAAACAUGGAGUUUAAAAAGAAUGUUUCGGUAGCCUUUUAGUACUGUAGAUAAAAGUUAUCAAAUCAGAUUCUGUUAAUUGCAUUUAUCAUCAAACUAAAGCACACACAGAGGAUAUGAUUUUAUAUUUAUUUUAGACAAAUUUUAAAAGUGUAAGGAUAUGUUGAAUUAUUGUGUUUUGUUUAUAUUUUUGUUAUUUUUAUAGUUCUCUAAUAAAGUGGUAUCUGAAUGUAUGAUCAAUAAUGCUGUUAAAUAUUAUUUGUUGGAAACAUUAUAUACUAGUCGCUUCGAGCGACCAGUUAAUUCGCAGGGACUAUUGUUUAUAUUUAAUUUCAGAUAAAUCGUUUUUUAUUAAUCGUUAUCAUGUUCAUAAUUUCGCCACACUGUCUGACAUUAAAGCCGCGUUAUUUUGAUUGUCUUCAUUAAGUUUUGUUUAUGGUAUACAUGAACUUUUCUAAUGGAGAUGGUCCCAUAACAUCAAAAUUUAUUAAAGAUACAAAUAUUCUGUUCAUCUGUCUUCUAAAUUUUUCGAUAUUGUAACUUCAUUUUUUUUAUAUAUAUAAAUUCCAUAAACUGCGCAGGUUAUUAAACAAAUUCCUCUUUUUUUUCGCUUAACAAUGGAAGAAAAUCACGCAAUUAAGUACUUGAUGAAACAAUGAAAAUAGUUUGAACUUCAGAUCAACAAUGUAAUUCAUUAUUAAAAAUUCGGCAAAAAAAAAUAUUUUUAAAAAUUGCCAAAAUGUAUCGAAAAUUCGCACGACUAUUAAAUUGGUAUCAUUAAAAAUUAAUCUUUAAAUUUCAAAGUGAUGUAAAAAUAAUUUUUGUGCGAUAAUAAUUUUAUAUGUUAUCAUGGGAGAAAAAACAAAGUUCAGCUUAAUUUUUAAUUAAUUAAAAUUUCAAAUAAAUCAAUCCGAGUUGUAAAUUACCUUUUAUCAAGGUAUAUAUGUUUCAAAUUUGGAGAGCUAUAGAUCAAUCUUUUCUGUAGACACAUACACACAUUCAUCUUCAUUAUUUAGGAUAGAUUAUUAUUUUCAAUGACGUAUUUU
This is a messenger RNA of Argiope bruennichi, 5771 nucleotides long. RefSeq names its product proton channel OtopLc-like. Gene Ontology annotation, molecular function: proton channel activity. The coding region runs from base 215 to 2077 and encodes 620 amino acids. Lineage: Eukaryota; Metazoa; Arthropoda; Arachnida; Araneae; Araneidae. Gene Ontology annotation, biological process: proton transmembrane transport. Gene Ontology annotation, cellular component: membrane. The transcript is spliced from 7 exons. The record is from RefSeq and is a predicted model, not a curated record.